AUGUCGGCAACCUUCACCCGUUCGCAAUUUGAGACGGCAUGCAAGGCGUACAUCCGCGUCCACAAUGCCUCUGGGCAAACUUCCGCGACCGCCUUUCGUCCCGAUGGUUGGACUUGGUCAGACCACAAUUCGACAAUAGCUCGCCCGGGCUUCAUGCAUCGGUCAGCAUUACUUCCACUUAACCCUGUCAGAUCUCUGGAGAUUGGAAGUGAGGAAGACGUUUCUGGCGUCUCGAGCCCUAUCGACGAGAGUGUAGUAGCCGCCAAUACUCCGAUACUGAUCGCAUCUGAGCAACAUGUUGUGUACUCUCCAACAUUCCAGGUGCCGACAUUUUAUUUUACUAUGUACAACAGCAGUGGUGCGCCGUUGACUCUAGACCAAAUCCUGAUUUCACCCUUGUUUCAUCCGCACAGCCUCGCGAAUGCUGAGGCGACGUCCUUUGCGCUCACGGAGCCUGGAUCAUCCUUCCCGCUGCUUUCGCAGGGUGAUCAUCCUGUAUUAGGUACCCCGUCGUGGUAUCUUCAUCCUUGCCAUACGGCGGAAGCGGUCGUGGAGCUCAUGGCAGAAUCUCCACGGGGCGACGAGAGCGAGGAGCGGACGUUAGUGCGAUGGAUGGAGACUUGGUUCAUGGUCCUGGGGCAGGUGGUCAAUCUCCGUUAUAGAAGCUGA
Molecule: messenger RNA, 669 nt
Organism: Fibroporia radiculosa
Lineage: Eukaryota; Fungi; Basidiomycota; Agaricomycetes; Polyporales; Fibroporiaceae
Exons: 3
Coding region: 1-669 (222 amino acids)
Biological process (GO): protein modification by small protein conjugation; macroautophagy; protein lipidation
Cellular component (GO): intracellular anatomical structure
Molecular function (GO): Atg12 transferase activity
Source: RefSeq, a predicted model, not a curated record